UCAGCUCGGAUAAUUGGGUUUUUUCGAAAAAAUGCCUGCUGUAGACAUUCAGUAGACAACUUGCCGAUUCAACGAAUUCAUCAAAGGCCCUUUGCAGGUUCCGUCCACCAGCAGAGCCUGGAAACUCGGCCUGCAGUGUUCCAAACUAGGGAAAGUGAACAGCUGGACGAUGACUCUUAUCUGGGAUAUUCUACUAUUACUGGGGACUUUCUGGGAACGGGCGAACAGGGCAUUGCGGUUGGAAUGCCCAGAGGCGCGGAGCUUCAUGGAAAGGUUCUUCUAUACACUUGGAACCUGACCAAUUACAAGAACAUUUCCAGUAGCCAGUUGGGGUCCUACUUCGGAUAUUCUUUAGCGGCUGGGGAUUUGGAUGGGGAUGGAAAGUUGGACCUGAUUAUUGGGGCUCCGAUGCAUACCGAGCCCAACACUGAAGACAAGUAUGAUGUGGGCCGAGUGUACGUUUUCUACCAAGGGGGCGGAUUUGGAAGCUUCAACAAGUCCUCCUUUAUAGAAGGGAUGAAUUCAAGGUCGCGCUUUGGACACAGCGUGGCUUAUCUGGGGGACAUGAAUCAAGAUGGUUUCCAUGACUUUGCUGUUGGGGCGCCCUACGACGGAGAAUUCAACCGAGGGGCUGUCUAUAUCUACUACGGCUCCUCGAAGGGUGUUUUGGAAAAAUUCGGUCAAGUGAUCUACGCGGAAGAUCUCAACACUAGAAGCGGAAUUCCGGUGAAUACUUUCGGAUUUUCCGUCACUGGAGGUUUGGAUAUGGAUGGGAACGACUACCCCGAUAUGGCUGUUGGAGCCUACUUGUCCAAUUCGGCCUUUUUCUUCAGAUCAAGACCAGUGGUUCGGCUGGAGGCAUUUGUGCGCUUCCGCACCGAAAACAAGCAGAUCGACAUCAAGAACAAAAACUGCAACCUGCCCACUGGCGAAAGAGCUACUUGCACUACCAUUGACUUCUGCAUCAAAUAUGGAGGCAAAGGAAUACCACAACAGAUCCAGUUGCAUGUUCAGUACAUUCUUGAUAGCAAAAAGUCGAAUAUACCGAGGAUGAUGUUUUUGCGAAGAGGUUCGCACACGCUGAAUGAUACCAUCACAUUGUACAAAGAUAGUCAAGACACGUGCCAAACUGAGGAAAUUUACAUUAAGAACGACAUUCGCGAUAAAUUAACACCCCUCGAAGCGGAAGUCAAGUAUUUCAUGAUCCAAGAAGAGGACGCGUUUGACUAUAGACGCAUGCGAAAUCCGCAAUCUCAGUUAAAACCCGUCUUGGACUUGAACUUGCCGCCCUCCAGAAAGGAUUCGAUCAUCAUCCAGAAGAAUUGCGGCCAUGACAAUAUUUGCAUUCCCAACCUGCACAUCAACAUCACCAAGAACGUGGAAAAGUACCUGUUAGACUCCAAAACUAACUUGGAGUUCGAUAUUAUUGUUUCCAAUUUGGGAGAGGAUUCUUUUGAAACCACUCUCGAGCUAAGCUAUCCGGAAGGAGUGCACUACAAGAAAACUGAAGUGAAAGACGAUGUGCUUGGAAUAUUGUGCAGCCCUGGAUUAAAGCGAACGCUCACUUGUGAAAUCGGCAAUCCUUUACCAGCUCGAAAGAUUGCUUCUUUCAGGAUGAUUUUUGUGCCCUACCAUACGCAGGGUAUUCCUCCCACUUAUGAAUUUGAUGUGCAUGUGAACAGCACCAACCCAGAAUCCAAUGACACGUUACAGGACAAUUACAGUCGCAUUACCAUUGAUAUUUGGGUUGAUUCUGCAUUGGAUGUUAGUGGAGUGUCUAUUCCGCAAGAAAUCUACCUAUCAAAUACCACCCAAUAUUCGUCGGAAACCAUUGAAAGAGAGUCUGAAAUCGGGCCACAAGUUACCCACCUGUACACGUUGACGAAUAAAGGUCCUGCCACUAUCAACGAAGCCGAAAUGUACUUCCUAUGGCCGUGGCAAACUUUGGCAGGUGAUGAUCUGCUGUAUUUACUGGAACAGCCCCACGUCCCCGAAGGGGUCACAUGCGACAUUCCCGCUCCAGCUAAUUACAAAAAUUACCAGUUAGACUACAAUCCAAAAUCCGUCUGGGAGCGGCUGCAGAUUGACUCUUCCAGCCGUGACAUGGCGUCACAUUAUGAUGGAGUUAAAGUGGAAACUGGCCGCAAUAUUACAGCUGUGACUAGCGUUUCCGAGAGCACAAUUGAGACGAGCAGACUGAACGAGCAGAUUAAGAAUUCCGGUGGUGAUAGCUCAAAAACGUUCGAGGAGCGGCAGAAUCAACCGAAUGCAGAGGAGCAGCAGGGAGUAGAGAUCUGGGGUCAGGACGCAGGUCUGGACUCUGAUGGCACAAUAAACAGAGCAGGACAAACAGUAUACCGAAAAUCCGAAUGGCACACGCUAGUGGUGGACGGGAAGCCACAAACGGUCUGGACCAACGUUACCACUGUUAAGGACGCCAGUGGCAAGAUUAUCAAGACGUUUUACUCCACGGACAAUUCUGGGCGUGAGGACAGCUUUGGGCAAAACCGAGACGGAAGUGGCCUCAAAUCCAAGCACAAAAAACCAUCGAUAGUUUACAGCUCUUCUGGGGCAGGAAACUCGAGUAGUGGCAUGGAAAAUCUGUCGAUAACUGCAGGAUCUGUUAAAGCUGAGGGAACCCAAGAGGAAACUGUGCAACGAAAAACCAGCAGUCAGCAGUCUAGUGGAGGGUCCAGCGGAUCUACUAACGAGGACAGGUUAAUAGAAGAAGAAAGUUACACGGUGGGAGGUGGAGCACGCGAAGGAGGCGCCACAACGCCCUCGUACAUCGAAGGGCAUCGCAUUAGGCAGGGAGCGCAGGAAACUGCUUCCACUGUGUCUGCAUCUCUAGACCGAGAGCGAGCCAAUGAGGCUCGCUUGCAAUAUGAGCAAAAACGACAGUACGCGGAACGGAUCCGUUUGCAGGAGGAACGGCGCAGAAAACUCGAAGAGCAACAACAGGCAGGCAAGAACGUGGUGGUGAGUGCAGAUGAGGAGCGCGAACAAUACCAGCGGCGUCGGAAGCAGGAAGAAGAAGAAAGACGACGCCAACAGGAGCAACUGGAGCGCGCUAAUAAAGCAAGGGAACAGGAAGAAAGGGCGCGCCAGCUAGCUUACAACGAGCAAGUGAGGAGGCAGGAAGCGCAACGGAUGGAGGAAGAACGAAGAAGGCAGCAGCUGGAAGCCCAGCGCUCCCGGCAAUAUACACCAGUAGAGCAAGACAGUCGGAGGCUUCAGCAACAAAGGGAAGAAGCAUGGCGUAAGGAGCAUGAAGAAAGACGCCAACAACAAAUCAGGCAGAGGGAGGAGGAAGAGAGACGUAGACAACAAGAAGACCAAGAAACUCGACGCCUGGAAGCGGAACGCAGGCGACAGUGGCAGCAAGGCUCCAGUGAGGGUCGAUCGCAAUCUGGAUACUUCGAUGAGCGCAACGAGCAAUCGGGAGCUGCAAGAUCCGGAAGCCCUCCUCGCGUAUUGGUAAAUCACACUUGGACUGUUGAGGGCACGGCUUCUCUAGAUGACAUUGACCCAGCUGCAGGAGGCCAAAUAAAUUUCGGACAGAAUGCCGCUUCCGGUAAUAACUUCCGCACACAGACUAUUGAUUUGGGGAUGGUGGGACGUGGCGGAGCACCUGCAGAUGCUUCAAGACAGAAUGUGGAGUGGACGAGCAGCGGCCAGCGGACCCGAGGAGGGACAUUCUCCGGCAGUUUGGAAGGAGGCGUAUCAGACCACAACGAGUACGAGUCUGAAUGGGAGAGGCGCAACUGGGAGGGCGCCCAGCCAAGGGACAUGGACACCGGGACGCAUCGAGGAAAACGACAGGUUCCAGAUAUUGAUCCUGAUAUUGACGACAUUCUGCGGUGUAGCGCCACCAAGUGCUUCUACAUGAGGUGUGUGGUUGGCACACUGAAGAAGGACGAAUUUAUUUCGAUUGCUUUGAGAUCGCGACUGAACGUUCGGGCUGUAAGGCAGCUAAGUAGCACCCAAUCAGUCAAAUUGUCCUCGAUGAUGGUAGCCAGAAUAACCAAGCUCCCUUACAUCGGCAAACCGAAAGAACAGGUCCUUCACAGUCAUGAAAUAUUUACCGAUAUUCCUGCAGGGGAGCAGGAGCUUACACCAAAAGUGGUGCCUCUGUGGAUCAUCCUGCUCUCGGCCAUAGCGGGCACUUUGAUCCUGCUGCUAGUCAUUUUAUUAUUGUAUAAGUGUGGCUUCUUCAAGCGAAAACGACCAUCCUCAGCUCCCGAAAGACAGCCAUUGAGGACCAACGGGUACCAUCCCAGUGACUAAAAUUCCCAACAACUAUUAGUGGGUCAGUUUUGUGAAAAAAGAAACACUGCUAUUUCCACGAACGCGAUGCCGCAGUGAUUGUUAAAGAUCUAACAAGCCAACUAAUAACUUAAUACGUGUUUAGUCAAUUAAAUCUUACAUAGACUGACUGUUCCGGUGGAAAAAGCGUAGGAAAAUGGUGCCAGACGAUAGUCUAACUAGUAAUAAAAACGGCCUCGACUAAAAUGAGAAUACGCUUAUUUUAACUUAAAUUAAUGCUGCUUGAGCCUCUAGGACUAUUAUUUCGCAAAUGUUUGCGGUACUGAGUGCAAGGGAGCCGAGCUGAGUCUCAGUCAUUUUAGUCACCCCCCAAUUGGAGAUAAUUGAUUUAUAUGACCUCCCCCCCGGUUAAUUGUUGUAAAGUUGUGAGUCUAUUUAUUGAAUAUUAGGAAAUAAGGAUUAGUCCGUCAAUAUCAUCCCAUUAAAGUCCACUAAACUUAAUCAAGUAACUUAUUAACGCAAUUAGAUUUUUAAAUUGAAACGCCAAAUAGGGUCAGAAUUGAGGCAGAUACUGCAAAUAAAAUGAUUACUGGCUGCUGCUGGCUGGUUUAAGUCAAGCAAAAGUUGCAUAAUUACAAGUUGUAAACGAUAACAAACUUUCUUUUUUGCAGCCCAAUUUUAUGCAGUAGCUUUACAUUUCAACUCGAUAUUUUGUCUUUAAAACACCGUUAUCGAAUUUUUGAAUAAACUUUGUAGAGCUUCAAGUAUGUUCACAGCUAAAUCAUGUUUCAUUGGCUUAAAUAGCAAUAAAGCAUCUACUGUAAUCAAACUUUGUAAUAUAGACAGAAAUGCUCUCUUUGACUAGAUUUUGAUCUAAAAUUGUAUAAAUCAGUCGCAAUUAAAUUUCUGACCUAAACAACAUGCAAUCAAUAAGUGGCCUUAUGGAACGGAGCGCGCCUCCUGCCCAAACGAAGAAAUAAUGUAUAAUACUUGUUAAAAACGUUGAUUCUAGUAGUUUUAACAAUGUCUGUGAAUAAACUUAAAUUAUUGUUAUA
Messenger RNA from Dendroctonus ponderosae (mountain pine beetle), 5321 nucleotides. Its product is annotated as integrin alpha-PS2-like. Gene Ontology annotation, biological process: cell adhesion mediated by integrin; integrin-mediated signaling pathway; cell-matrix adhesion. Gene Ontology annotation, molecular function: integrin binding. NCBI's taxonomy places the organism in Eukaryota, Metazoa, Arthropoda, Insecta, Coleoptera, Curculionidae. The record is from RefSeq and is a predicted model, not a curated record. Gene Ontology annotation, cellular component: external side of plasma membrane; integrin complex. The transcript is spliced from 23 exons. The annotation marks the transcript as partial.